AAAUGCCUCACUCUUUCGGUCUCCGUGCUCGUACUCGCCACAUGUUCUCUCGUAAUUUCAGAGAACAUGGUUCUAUUCCUCUCUCUACUUACUUGAAGACCUACAAGGUUGGCGAUAUUGUCGAUAUCAAGGCCAAUGCUGCUGUCCAAAAGGGUAUGCCUCACAAGUUCUACCACGGUCGUACUGGUGUUAUUUACAAUGUCACCAAGACCUCUGUCGGUGUCAUUGUCCACAAGAAGGUCGGUAACCGUUUCAUGGAAAAGCGUGUCAACAUCCGUAUUGAACACAUCAAGCACUCCAAGUGUCGUCAAGAAUUCUUGGACCGUGUUAAGGCCAAUGCCCAAAAGAAGAAGGAAGCCAAGGAAGCUGGUAUCUCUUUCAAUUUGAAGAGAAUCCCUGUUCAACCCCGUGAGGCUCGUCAUGUUUCUACCAAGUUCAAUGUUCCUCAAACCAUUGCUCCUAUUGCUUAUGAAACUCUCUUGUAAAUUCACAAAUUAAUAAACUAAGCCUUCAUUGAUGUGUGACUGAAAUAUCUUUUUUUUUAAAACUUGUCAUUGUCGGCAUUUUCCAACCAUGGUUGUUUAUGCUGUCAAUGGCGGAGCAAAUUCUUUUUUUUUU
This is a messenger RNA of Gilbertella persicaria, 618 nucleotides long. RefSeq names its product 60S ribosomal protein L21-A. Gene Ontology annotation, molecular function: structural constituent of ribosome. The transcript is spliced from 3 exons. The annotation marks the transcript as partial. The record is from RefSeq and is a predicted model, not a curated record. Gene Ontology annotation, biological process: translation. Lineage: Eukaryota; Fungi; Mucoromycota; Mucoromycetes; Mucorales; Choanephoraceae. Gene Ontology annotation, cellular component: cytosolic large ribosomal subunit; ribosome.